AUGAAUUCAACAGCAGGCCAGCAGCUCCUCCUGAGAGACACAUUCGCCAUGGCCUUCAUGAAGAACUUCAUUGUAGUUUUGGUGUGGUUUCUUCUCAGCUACAUCAAUGGCAGCGUAGUGGCCACUUUCUUCCGACACCAGAUCUUUUACGAGGACCCUCGCUAUAUACUCUUCAUACACAUGGUCAUUAAUGAUGCUGUUCAGCUUACUGUAACCAUCGCUCUAUUCGUGGUCAGCUACAUCUUGUAUACUAUCAGUGUGGGAGUGUGUUGUUUCUUCAUCCUGGUGGCUGUGUUUACAACCCGCAGUACGCCUGUUAACUUAGCCGGCAUGGCUAUCGAGCGAUAUAUCGCGAUUUGUUAUCCUUUACGACAUGCUCAGAUCUGCACUGUACAUCGUGCUUAUGUGCUCAUAGGUGUUAUUUGGUUUGUAUCUGUGGUUCCUGAUAUCAUUGACCUUUUUGUGACUCUAGCCACCGAACCGCUGAGUUUCUUCCAAACGUCUGUUUUCUGUCUCCGUCAAAACGUGUUUAAAGACCCGGUGUUGCUCUAUAAGCGUCAGGCGUUUGACGGGAUUUAUUUCUCGCUGGUUGUUCUGACGCUCAUGUGCACGUAUUUAAAGAUCAUGUUCACGGCACAUUCGCAUUCGUCCCAGAAAACAUCGGCCAAACGGGCGACCAACACCAUCCUUCUUCACGGGCUGCAGCUGAUCAUGUGUUUGCUCUCCUACAUUUCUCCAAACGUUGAAGGAAUAUUGCACAUCAUCUUCCCAGGGCGCGUCCUGGAGAUCCGUUUCGCCAACUAUCUGAUCGUUUACAUUCUGCCGCGCUUUUUGAGUCCGAUCAUAUAUGGCGUGCGGGAUAAAAAGUUCCGCAAGUAUCUGAGGAGGUAUUUUGUCUGUGGAGUUUCUACAAUGGAAACAAGAGUUGAGUGUAAAGAUGGAGAUUAA
This is a messenger RNA of Danio aesculapii, 948 nucleotides long. Its product is annotated as odorant receptor 131-2-like. The record is from RefSeq and is a predicted model, not a curated record. Gene Ontology annotation, cellular component: membrane. The coding region runs from base 1 to 948 and encodes 315 amino acids. Lineage: Eukaryota; Metazoa; Chordata; Actinopteri; Cypriniformes; Danionidae. Gene Ontology annotation, biological process: G protein-coupled receptor signaling pathway. Gene Ontology annotation, molecular function: G protein-coupled receptor activity. The transcript has a single exon.